Molecule: messenger RNA, 750 nt
Organism: Coniosporium apollinis CBS 100218
Lineage: Eukaryota; Fungi; Ascomycota; Dothideomycetes
Product: ribulose-phosphate 3-epimerase
Exons: 1
Coding region: 1-750 (249 amino acids)
Biological process (GO): pentose-phosphate shunt, non-oxidative branch; carbohydrate metabolic process; pentose-phosphate shunt
Cellular component (GO): cytosol
Molecular function (GO): D-ribulose-phosphate 3-epimerase activity; metal ion binding
Source: RefSeq, a predicted model, not a curated record
AUGUCUCCACCCCCAAUAAUCGCCCCCUCUAUCCUCUCCGCCGACUUCGGCGCCCUCGGCAAGGCCUGCUCAGACACCAUGUCGCAAGGCGCUGACUGGCUCCACAUCGACAUAAUGGACGGCCACUUCGUGCCCAAUAUGACCUUCGGCGCGCCCGUAGUAACCAUGAUACGGCCGCACGUCGAGAAGCCCAGCUCAGCUUUCGACCGCGGCACCUUCGACUGCCACAUGAUGAUCGCGGAGCCGCACCGCUGGGUCAAGGAGUUCAAGAAGGCGGGCUGCGACCUGUAUUGCUUCCACUACGAGGCGGCGCUGCAGAGCACGGCGGCGGAUAGUCCGAGUGGGCAGACAGAGGAGAAGACGAGUCCGGCGAAGUUGAUCAGAUUUAUACAUGAGCAGGGGCUGAGGGCGGGGAUUGCGAUUAAGCCGAAGACGCCGGUGGAUGUGCUGUAUCCUAUCUUGGAUAGUGGGACUAAGGAAGAGGUGCCGGAUAUGGUGCUGGUCAUGACGGUGGAGCCGGGCUUUGGCGGGCAAUCUUUCAUGGCGGAUAUGAUGCCAAAAGUCAAGGAUUUGAGGAAAAGAUACCCAGAGAUGAACAUUGAGGUCGAUGGCGGUCUGUCAGCGAAGACGAUUGACCAAGCUGCUGACGCAGGCGCAAACGUCAUAGUGGCUGGAAGCGCAGUUUUUGGCGCGAAAAAUCCGAGCGAGGUCAUCGCAAGGCUAAGAGAGGCGGUAGAAAAGAGGCGGUGA